AUGGACGGCUUGGCGCAGCUCUUACUAGCCAUAUACAAUAGCGAGCAGUCAGCGACGUCAGUGCAAGGACAUUAUGCGCAGACCCUUGAUGAAACCGUACGGAUUAAGGCGUCCCAGGUCGGCGAGUAUGGAGAAGGCUACCGGGUUGGCCUCGAGGCGUCCACCGGCAAACAGACAGGAAGAGGAACGGUGGUCGAGGUGGCACCGCAGCAGGCGACGGCAGCACCCACUGCCGUGCGGGGACAGACGCCACGGCUUCCGUCGUUUCCAAGAGAGUAUAAAGAACAGAGCGGUGGAUCGGCUCUGAGGUCGCGAGUCCCUGCCGCUUACUGCAUCUACAUUCGGGAGGAUCACUUGGAGUGGUGGGAGGACUAUUCGAAGGGCAAGAAGGACGAAUAG
Phytophthora infestans T30-4 is the source of this 399-nucleotide messenger RNA. RefSeq lists its product as uncharacterized. The record is from RefSeq and is a predicted model, not a curated record. The transcript has 4 exons. Bases 1 to 399 code for a protein of 132 amino acids. Lineage: Eukaryota; Oomycota; Peronosporomycetes; Peronosporales; Peronosporaceae.